Canis lupus familiaris (dog) is the source of this 930-nucleotide messenger RNA. It is a transcript of the gene OR5AK6, whose product is annotated as olfactory receptor family 5 subfamily AK member 6. NCBI's taxonomy places the organism in Eukaryota, Metazoa, Chordata, Mammalia, Carnivora, Canidae. The record is from RefSeq and is marked inferred. Gene Ontology annotation, cellular component: membrane. Gene Ontology annotation, biological process: sensory perception of smell; G protein-coupled receptor signaling pathway. Gene Ontology annotation, molecular function: G protein-coupled receptor activity; olfactory receptor activity; odorant binding.
AUGGAACAAAACAAUGGCACUAAAGUAACUGAAUUCAUCCUCCUGGGAUUUGCUGGUCAACACAAGUCUUGGCAUAUCCUCUUCAUAGUAUUUCUAGUGAUCUAUGUGGCCACCCUAAUGGGGAAUAUUGGGAUGAUCCUACUCAUCAAGAUUGAUUCUCGCCUUCACACCCCAAUGUACUUUUUCCUACAACACCUGGCAUUUGUGGAUCUCUGCUACACCUCUGCUAUCACUCCCAAGAUGCUGCAAAACCUUGUAGAAACAGAGCAAUCCAUCUCAUUCAUAGGAUGUAUGGUGCAAUUACUAGUCUAUGGAGCUUUUGCAACAACCGACUGCUACAUCCUGGCUGCAAUGGCAGUGGACAGGUAUGUGGCCAUCUGCAACCCACUCCGCUAUCCGACAGUCAUGUCCCAGGCAGUCUGCAUUCAACUCCUGAUUGGCUCAUACUUCGUAGGCUUCUUGAAUGCCUCUGUAAACACAAGUUUUGCUUUUUCAUUGAACUUUUGCAAAUCCAAUAAAAUUAACCACUUUUUCUGUGAUGAACCCCCACUCCUUGCCCUCUCGUGCUCCAACAUUGACUUCAACAUCAUGCUACUAACUGUCUUUGUGGGGUUUAACUUGAUGUUCACUGUGCUGGUUGUCAUCUUUUCCUACAUAUAUAUUCUGGCUGCCAUCCUGAAGAUAUCUUCUGCUGCAGGGAGGAAGAAAGCCUUCUCCACAUGCGCCUCCCACUUGACAGCAGUCAUAAUUUUCUAUGGGACUCUCUCUUACAUGUACCUGCAUCAUGGGACCAAGGAGUCUCAAGAGCAAGAAAAAAUGGCUUCUGUGUUUUAUGGCAUUAUGAUCCCCAUGUUAAACCCCCUCAUCUACAGCCUGAGAAACCAAGAUGUGAAGGAAGCCCUAAAAGGGAUUCCAAAGAAGGCCUUCUAG